Molecule: messenger RNA, 1378 nt
Organism: Drosophila hydei
Lineage: Eukaryota; Metazoa; Arthropoda; Insecta; Diptera; Drosophilidae
Gene: snk
Product: serine protease snake
Exons: 3
Coding region: 18-1355 (445 amino acids)
Biological process (GO): proteolysis
Molecular function (GO): serine-type endopeptidase activity
Source: RefSeq, a predicted model, not a curated record
CAACGACAAAUGAAGAAAUGCCAAUUUUGUCUAUAAUUAUCAGCUUACAAUUUAUGCUUCUACAUAUACAUGCACUGAAUGCAGCUUUUGAGGUUUUCAAUUAUCAAACGACAAAGUACACGCUUCCAGAGCUUUGGCCCCAGGAGGCGUCUGCAUCCGAUGCUAUCCCAACUGAAAGGGAACAGCAGGAUGAACCUUCGGAGAGCUCCUUGAAAUUCGACAAUGACGACGAGCUGCGUUCUGGAACGGAACGAUCGCUUCAGGAGGGAGCAUUUUGCCGGCGCAGCUUUGAUGGACGCAGCGGCUAUUGUAUUGUGGCCUAUCAGUGUCUGCAUGUUAUACGCGAAUAUCGAGUGCACGGCACGCCCAUUGACAUUUGCACGCACCGCAACAACGUGCCGGUCAUUUGUUGCCCACUGGCCGAAAAGCAUGUCCAGUCGCAACGUAUUAGUGCCACAAGUAGGUCGAGCUGCACCUCAAGUAACAAUCAAAUAAACAUGAAUCCAUUGAUCUUUUCAGAAUGUCAGGAGUACAACAGCGCAACUAAGGGACUGAGGCUGGGCGACACUGGACGCGGCUUCUCGGGCAAACAGUGUGUGCCCAGCGUGCCCCUGAUUGUGGGUGGCACGCCCACUCUACACGGAAUCUUUCCUCACAUGACUGCACUGGGCUGGACACAAAGUGACGGAGACAUCAAAUGGGGCUGCGGCGGCACGCUGAUCAGUGAGCUUUAUGUGCUCACAGCGGCGCAUUGCGCCACAUCGGGUAGUAAGCCACCGGACAUGGUGCGCCUGGGAGCACAGGAACUGAAUGCCACCAGUCCGUGGCAGCAGGAUAUUAAAAUUCUAAUCAUUAUUCUGCAUCCAAAGUAUCGCUCCUCUUCCUACUACCAUGACAUAGCGCUGCUCAAGCUGACCAAACGCGUCCAACUAUCGAAGCAUGUGCGGCCAGCCUGCCUAUGGCAAAUGCCGGAGCUGCACGUUAAGUCGGUGGUGGCAACCGGCUGGGGACGUACGGAAUUUUUGGGCGCCAAGUCCAAUACGUUGCGUCAGGUGGAUCUGGACAUGGUACAGCAGCAGCGUUGCAAACAAAUCUAUCGCAAGGAACGUCGCCUGCCAAAUGGCAUUGUCGAUUCGCAGUUCUGCGCUGGCUAUUUGCCGGGCGGCAAGGACACCUGCCAGGGUGACUCCGGCGGCCCACUGCAUGCGAUACUGCCCGAAAACAAUUGUGUGGCCUUUGUUGUGGGCAUCACAUCAUUUGGCAAAUUCUGCGCAGCGCCCAACGCACCGGGCGUCUACACAAAGAUAUACGCCUACCUGGACUGGGUGGAAAGGAUUGCUUUCAAGAAGCAUUAGAUAGUAUAAUAAGCUCCAUUAGC